AUGAACCAGAUGACAAACCCUAUUAAACUUGUGCAAAAAGGUGAUCUGAAUUCACUACAAACAUAUCUAGUUGCUUUCCCACGCGAAGAAUCCUGUAAAAUUGUGAAUGCGCCCGAUCAACACGGAGACACUCUGGUUCAUUUUUCUGCACGGUUUCAUAGAAAGGAUAUUCUCGCCUUAUUGAUCAAAAGCUAUGGUGGAAAUACUAUGGCAGUAAACGAGCAUGGUAUUUACUUAUCUGCUGCGUCGAAAAAAACCAAAAGUCUCUCAUCAACCCUAUGUCUAGCGCAAAGUAAAUCCGGUCGAUUGCCAAUUCAUACAGCAGCAUUAUUUAAUCAUCCAGAAGUAGUUUUUUACUUUCUUGAAACUUCAAAUGAGACAAAGCAAUUUUUUCUGACCUCUGAGGAUAACGGAGGAGCAGAUCUCUUGCAAAAUGCGGUAAUUUCUAAAAACUUGGAGAUGACCAAAAAGUUGAUCGAGGAAAAUAGUUGUGAUGUGAAUCAUAAAGAUAAAAUCGGAAGAAGCGCUAUCCAUCAUGCGUCAAUGAUUGGCGAUAUGAGUGUAAUUAGAUUAUUGAUUGAGUUUGGCGCAGAUUUAAAUAUUUCCGAUGAUUGGGAUAGAUGGACUCCUUUACAUCAUGCAUGUAAAGAAGGAAAUUUAGAAGUGGUGAAAUAUUUUAUAAACGAUUGUUGUGCAGAUACAAGUAUCAGGGAUAAACACGGAAGAGAUCCAAAAGAUGUUG
Acaulospora colombiana is the source of this 742-nucleotide messenger RNA. Lineage: Eukaryota; Fungi; Glomeromycota; Glomeromycetes; Diversisporales; Acaulosporaceae. The record is from the annotation of a GenBank genome assembly.